CAUGCAGCGGCACGCACGAGUGUGUGUGUGUGUGUGUGUGUGUGUGUGAGGCCGAAUAGCUCUCUUCCCGUCUCAGUUUUCCCUCUCUUUCGUCUCAGAGCGGAGCUGCAGGUCCUGGACGGCGGCGGCGGUGGUCUUUGUCUCGGUGGCCGGAGACGGGACGGGGCGAGGGAUCUUGAAGACGCAGAUGUUGAUCAAGCUGCAUUAAACCGUCAGAGUUGGGUUAAGGCCGGUCUUUUGCCUGUCUAAACAGAGCGGGACAUUCCUGGACAUGGACUUUGCAUAAACCUGGGCUUGAUGAAGAGGAAAAACAUUCAAGACUCUGCCGAGAGACGAGAGGAAUGAGCUGAACUGAGGGAAGUCAAACACAGAUCCACAGGAUGUUCCAGAGGAAGAAGAAGAAGAGGAGGAGGAGGCCGGAGAUCUCGGCUCCCAGGGACUUCGAGCACAGGGUGCACACGUCCUUCGACCCGGUGCGGGGCUGUUUCGUGGGGCUGCCGUCUCAAUGGCAGAGCCUCAUAGAGACGCUCCGGAGACCCAGGCCUGUGGUGGACCCCUCCAGAAUCACACAGGUGCAGCUCACACCACAGAAGAGCAUCGUUCGUGGCAGUUUCAUCGGACACGAGGACUACAUCUCCGCGGCGAUCGCUCAGAUGAAUCGACUCUCCGUAACGAGCUCGAACUCUUUGAGGAGAACCGGGCCGUCUCUGAGGAAACGAGCCCAGUCUCUGGGUCGUCUGGGAGAGGCGGCCGAAGGAGAGACGUACGAGUAUCAGGAGCUGAACGGGGUGAGCCGGGCGAGCGCUCAGACGGGGUCGGACUGGCUCCGGAGAUCUCGACCGGUCCAGAGCGAGAGCGGGAGCCCGACCGCCGGCGUCGACUCGGAGGCCCGGCCCAGAGCCAGGUCCAUGUUCAUGGGCCAGCCAGCGCUGAUGCCCCGGGACAUCCUGCUCUCUCCCAGAGCCGCUCCUGAUAAACCCGGCCUGAGACCGGCGUCCUGUCUCUACAGCACGGAUCAGCCCACAGACAAGCACACGCCGAACCCGGCGAGUUUUCCGGACGCUUCUAAACCCAACGGCACGAGCAGCCCUAAAACCCCCGUCCACCGAAGCACCCCUGAGAGUCCGGCCCCGGGCCCUCCGACGCAGGACAGCCCGUCUCAGCCGAGACCGGCCCCGACCGGCUCGCCCGCGGCCCCCAGCGGAGCCCGGUCCCCGAGCCUCAGAGCGGCCCGGCCCCGCCGCCGCCGCCCCGAGUCACCCGGGCUCAGCCACCAGCAGUAGGCCGCGCUGCAGACGGUGGUGGACCCCGGAGACCCUCGCUGCGUCCUGGAGAACUUCGUGAAGAUCGGCGAGGGCUCCACGGGCGUCGUGUGCAUCGCCCGAGAGAAGAGCAGCCGGCAGGUGGCCGUGAAGAUGAUGGACCUCCGCAAGCAGCAGAGGAGAGAGCUGCUCUUCAACGAGGUGGUCAUCAUGAGAGAUUACAGGCACAAGAACGUGGUGGAGAUGUUUAAGAGCGCUCUGGUGGGUGAAGAGCUGUGGGUCAUCAUGGAGUACCUGCAGGGCGGCGCUCUCACCAACAUCGUCUCUGAAACCAGGCUAACGGAGGAGCAGAUUGCGUCGGUGUGUGAAGCUGUUCUCCAGGCUCUGUGUUAUCUUCACUCUCAGGGUGUCAUUCACAGAGACAUCAAAAGCGACUCUAUUUUACUGACUCUGGACGGCAGGGUCAAGCUGUCCGACUUCGGCUUCUGCGCUCAGAUCAGCAAAGACGUCCCGAAGAGGAAGUCGCUGGUGGGGUCCCCGUACUGGAUGGCUCCGGAGGUGGUCUCCAAGACGCCGUACGGCACCGAGGUGGACGUGUGGUCUCUGGGCAUCAUGGUGGUGGAGAUGAUCGACGGAGAACCUCCGUACUUCAGCGAGACGCCGAUAGCAGCGAUGAAGAGGCUGAGAGACGAGCCGGCGCCGAGCGCCAGGAACAGCAGCAGAAUCUCUCCGGUCCUGAGGGACUUUCUGGACUCGAUGUUGACCCGUGAUGCUCUGGAGCGAGCCGGCGCCGGGGAUCUGCUCCAGCAUCCCUUCAUGCUCCAGGCCUCUUCUCCUCGCUGUCUGGUGCUGCUCGUGGAGCAGUAUCGCAAACGCAUGUCACGAUGCUGACCUUCAGCACUUCAGAGACUGAGCUGGACGGCAUCGUGCGCCGUGUGUAACAUAGACUGGUUAUUACAUCCUCGUGGACAGGGAACUAAAAGGUAGCUGUGACCUUAUUUCUCGCAAUUCUGAGAAAGAAAGACGAAAAAUGAAUUGAGCGAAUUGGUGUCGACUUACUCUUGCGCGACAAGAAACGGUAAGAAUUGUGAGAAUAAUCUUUAUUUGUGUGAAGUCAGAAUUGGUGCGAGAAAAGGUCAGAAGGAAAGGAAAAGGUCAGAACGGUGAGGUAUGGAUUCAGAAUUGCCAGACAAAAAAAAUGCAGAAAAGUCUGAAUUGUGAAAAAAUAUAUAUAAUAUAAAAAGAUAUAAAAAGAUAUAAAGUCAAGACACGAAUUAAGACUUGUAAAAAGUGUAACUGCGAGGAAAGUCAGAAUUGCGAGAAACAAAAAAAUGUAGAAUUGCGAGAUAUAAAGUCAGAACCGCGAGGAAAAAAAAGAGAAUUGUGAAAAGUCUCAAUCGCGAGAAAAACCGUUUUUAACUGGAUGAUAUCAGAAUUGCGAGAUAUGAACUAAGAAUUGUAAUAAAAUAAAAAUUGGUCGCAAGGUAAAUGUCUGAAUUGCGAAAUGUAGAACAGAAUUUCAAGAAAAAAUGUAGAAUUGAAAGAUGUGAAGUGUGAGGGAAAAAAAAUGGAUUUUGAGAAUCUGAACCGAGGGGGAAAAAAUGCGAUCGCAAAUAUGAUAGGAACUAAGAUUUGUAAUAAAUAAAUAAUUACGAGCAAAAUGUGUCAUUAAAUGUGAGAUAGAGUCAGAAUCGAGGGAAAAAAGGAUUGUGAAGGAAGAUUAGAAUUUAGAAUUACAAGGAAAAGUGGAGAUAUAUUUUGAGAUAUAUUGCAAGUAAAAAAUUGACUUGCAAGACAUUCACUGAGAUGCAUUUUAACUGCGACAUUUGCAAGGAAAAAAUAUAAAAUCAGAAUUGUGAGAUUAAAGUCACAAAUGACCUUUUUUCCUUCCCCCCGUGGCAGAAACAACCAUCAGUAAGAAAGAUGAGUAAGAGAAACAUGUUGACUUUUAUUGCUGUACAGCUUUGGAUAAAUGAUGUUGAACGUGUGGAUGAAACUGAACUGAGAAGACACUUCAUACUGUGUAUUCAGAGGUGUUCAAUGAUUUCUCUAACUCAUAACUGUUGUUGCAAAUGUCAUAAAUUGCAUGUCAGAUCUGUUCCUUAUUUUUAAGCAUUAAAUUUACAAACUGUGUUUGA
Puntigrus tetrazona (Sumatra barb) is the source of this 3400-nucleotide messenger RNA. RefSeq names its product p21 protein (Cdc42/Rac)-activated kinase 6b (gene pak6b). Gene Ontology annotation, cellular component: cytoplasm. Lineage: Eukaryota; Metazoa; Chordata; Actinopteri; Cypriniformes; Cyprinidae. Gene Ontology annotation, molecular function: protein serine/threonine kinase activity; ATP binding. The record is from RefSeq and is a predicted model, not a curated record. Gene Ontology annotation, biological process: regulation of MAPK cascade; protein phosphorylation; intracellular signal transduction.